AUGGAAACCAACAACCAACUGCUCAUUGGACUUAACCAACAAAUCAAAGAAUUACAAGAAGAAAAUCGUCGACUACACACGCGAAGGUUUCCUUCCUCUUCCCAAAAAAAUACCUUGAACUUUGAUAGUAGCGAACAAGAAAAAAAGAAUAAAAUAGUACAAGACAUUGCGAUACUACAGAAUUACCUUCAUGUAUUCGCAUUUGUCAAGGGGCGAAAUGUGAUCGUCAAUGAACGUGCUGCAAACAAUUUGUUGCCGAAAUAUUUUACGUCUGUCACCACUUCUGGUGGCAAAGUUUCAAAAACUCAUUUAGGUGCCGCUCUACAGCGUCAUUUGAUUGAAUUGGUAUUUCGUGUGUUGACGAACAAAUCCGAUAUUCAGCAGGAGCAGCCUCAACAACCAUACAUUCUUGUGGACAACAAGGAAAACAAUGAGAUAUUGAGUAACGAGUCAAAAUUAGAACUAAAAAUCUUGUCUGCCGCCGAUAAAUUAUUGGACUUGAUGUCGAAUCUUCGGCCAUCGAAAAACACCAAUAACGAAUUCAUGCUAGCCCUAUCGAACAAAAUACGUUACGAUCUCUUCUCAUCAAUCAAUCUUUACAGUAUCGAAAACUCCGAACGUCUCUACAAAGAAAUUCAACAACUUGUCCUCAAAGAGAUGAAUAAAUAUCGUACAAGUCUGGCAUUACUCGAGAAAAUCAAGCAAGAUUCCGAAAAUCUUGCCAUGAAAAUGGUAUCCCUAUUUUAUCAAUUCAAGAUUUUGGAUAUUAAAGAGGUGAAGUUCUUUGGUUCCGGCACGACUUUGGAUCGUAAAACUAUGGACGCUGGUUAUUUUGAUGAUGAUGAAGAAUACGAAUACCAGAUCGACAUUUGUUCUUUCCCGUUAAUUACGAUGAUUGGACCUGACGGUGAAGAACAGAUUGUUAGUAAAGCCAAAGUACUAUUACGACCUAAAAAUUCCUUGGCUUAUGAGACUUUGAAAGAUGUCGUCUUGCCAUUGGCCGUUUCCGCUGAACAACCUUCUCCUGCCGACAAUUCAUUAUUUUCACCAAUUGACGGAUAUGAUGUAGUGCAAUCGAUGACUUCUGGUUGCUGGCGUUCCGGUUCUUCAAAUUGCGAACCAGAAAAAGCGCAACUUCGUAAGGAGAGAGAUGAAUUGAAGAAAACGUGUGAAAUGUUAUUAAAUGGAUUAGAAUCUGAGAAAAAAUCUCAAGAAAAACAACGAGACCAAUUCUCAAAACAACAAUCUGAACUAACACAGACAUGCGAAAAACUCCAGUCGGAAUUGAAAACCCUCAAUUCGCAGUAUAUUAAUCUCUCCGAAGAACGAAACGUACUAGAGGAACAAAAUAAAGACGGUCUCAUCACCCUUACUAAACUACAAACUGAAAACGAGCAUCUCAAAAACGAAUUGAUCAACGAAACACGCGAACAGCAACGACGCGAUGACCAACGUGACGAACAGCUGAUGGAACUAGAGACAAAACUAGUUGAAAUCAAACGGCAAUCUGCUGCGCAAAUCGAAUUAUACAAAGAUCAGAUUGAGGCGCAAAAUGAGCAAUUGACCAGCAAUGUUGAACAGAAAGAAACUUUGAUAAAUGAGAUACGGCAAUUAAAGCAGGCAGCAGAAUUGCAUCGAAGCGAAGAACCAUCCUCUUCUCCGGUUGAUGAUGAAUUUGUGUUGGUGGAUUGA
Molecule: messenger RNA, 1692 nt
Organism: Ambispora gerdemannii
Lineage: Eukaryota; Fungi; Glomeromycota; Glomeromycetes; Archaeosporales; Ambisporaceae
Source: the annotation of a GenBank genome assembly